Messenger RNA from Microtus oregoni (creeping vole), 7791 nucleotides. It is a transcript of the gene Nrg3, whose product is annotated as neuregulin 3. The record is from RefSeq and is a predicted model, not a curated record. The transcript has 10 exons. Gene Ontology annotation, biological process: intracellular signal transduction; nervous system development; animal organ development. Lineage: Eukaryota; Metazoa; Chordata; Mammalia; Rodentia; Cricetidae. Gene Ontology annotation, molecular function: chemorepellent activity. The coding region runs from base 285 to 2447 and encodes 720 amino acids.
ACCGGCCGGCGGCGCCGGGGCCGGUCUCGCCCCUCUUCCGCGCUCCUCGCCGCCCCCUCCCCGGCCCGCGUCCCCUCCCCCGUCCUCUCCUCCCCGCCCGCCGCCCGCCUCUCGGGGGGAGGGGCGUGGGGGCAGGGAGCCGAUUUGCAUGCGGCCGCCGCGGCCGCUGCCUGCGCCGGAGCCCGCCGCCGCCGGAGCCCGCGCCCGCGCCCGCGCCCGGCCCGCGCGGCCCCAUGCCUCUGGCGCGGCCCUCGGGGGGGCGAAGGUGAAGACCGGCUCCUAGGAUGAGUGAAGGGGCGGCCGCUGCCUCGCCACCUGGUGCCGCUUCGGCAGCCGCCGCCUCGGCCGAGGAGGGCACCGCGGCGGCUGCGGCGGCGGGCGGGGGCCCGGACGGCGGCGGAGAAGGGGCGGCCGAGCCCCCCCGGGAGUUACGCUGUAGCGACUGCAUCGUGUGGAACCGGCAGCAGACGUGGUUGUGCGUGGUGCCUCUGUUCAUCGGCUUCAUCGGCCUUGGGCUCAGCCUCAUGCUGCUUAAAUGGAUCGUGGUGGGCUCCGUCAAGGAGUACGUGCCCACGGACCUGGUGGACUCCAAGGGAAUGGGCCAGGACCCCUUCUUCCUCUCCAAGCCCAGCUCCUUCCCCAAGGCUAUGGAAACCACCACUACGACCACUUCCACCAUGUCCCCCGCCACCCCCUCUGCCGGCGGCGCCGCCUCCUCCAGGACGCCUAACCGGAUUACCACCCGCUUGACCACCAUCACGCGGGCGCCCACUCGCUUCCCUGGGCACCGGGUGCCCAUGUGGGCAAGCCCGCGCUCUACCACGGCACGGAACACUGCGGUCCCCCCGACGGUCCUGUCCACCACAGUCCCUUUCUUCAGUAGCAGCACGCCAGGCUCCAGACCCCCAAUGCCAGGAGCCCCUAGUACGCAGGCGAUGCCUUCCUGGCCCACUGCGGCGUAUGCUACCUCCUCCUACCUCCACGAUUCCACUCCCUCCUGGACCCUGUCACCCUUUCAGGAUGCCGCGGCCGCCUCUUCUUCCUCACCCUCUUCCACCUCCUCCACUACCACCACCCCAGAAACUAGCACCAGCCCCAAAUUUCAUACCACGACAUACUCCACAGAACGAUCUGAGCACUUCAAACCCUGCCGAGACAAGGACCUAGCAUAUUGCCUCAAUGAUGGAGAGUGCUUUGUGAUUGAGACCCUGACAGGAUCCCAUAAACACUGUCGGUGCAAGGAAGGCUACCAAGGAGUCCGUUGUGAUCAAUUUCUGCCGAAAACAGACUCCAUCUUGUCGGAUCCAACAGACCACUUGGGGAUUGAAUUUAUGGAGAGUGAAGACGUUUAUCAAAGGCAGGUGCUGUCAAUUUCAUGUAUCGUCUUUGGAAUUGUCAUCGUGGGCAUGUUCUGUGCAGCGUUCUACUUCAAAAGCAAGAAACAGGCUAAACAAAUCCAAGAGCAACUGAAAGAAUCACAGCACGGGAAAAACUACAGCCUCAAGACAUCCAGUACAUUGUCAAAGUCCGAGAGCCUGAUGAAGAGCCAUGUCCAGCUGCAAAAUUACUCAAAGGUGGACAGGCAUCCUGUGACUGCACUGGAGAAAAUAAUGGAGUCAAGCUUUGUGGGUCCCCAGUCAUUCCCCGAGGUUCCUUCUCCUGACAGAGGAAGCCAGCCUGUCAAGCACCACAGCAGGAAUAUUUCUUCUUGCUGCAGUCCAGGACAAAGGAGUGGGAUGCUGCACAGGAAUACCUUCAGGAGGACACCACCCUCACCCCGAAGCCGACUGGGUGGGAUUGUAGGACCAGCAUAUCAGCAACUGGAAGAAUCAAGGAUCCCAGACCAGGAUACAAUACCUUGCCAAGGGAUAGAGGUCAGGAAGACUAUAUCCCAUCUGCCUAUACAGCUGUGGUGUGUUGAAAGACCCCUGGACUUAAAGUAUACAUCCAAUGGCUUAAGAACCCAACAAAGCGCAUCCAUAAAUAUGCAACUGCCUUCAAGAGAAACAAACCCCUAUUUUAAUAGCUUGGAUCAAAAGGACCUAAUGGGUUAUUCAUCCCCAAGGGCCAAUUCUGUGCCCAUCAUCCCUUCGGUGGGUCUAGAAGAAACCUGCAUGCAAAUGCCAGGGAUUUCUGAAGUCAAAAGCAUUAAAUGGUGCAAAAACUCCUAUUCCGCUGACAUCGUCAAUGCGAGUAUUCCAGUCAGCGAUUGUCUUCUAGAAGAACAACAGGAAGUGAAGAUAUUGCUAGAGACUGUGCAGGAACAGAUCCGGAUUCUGACUGAUGCCAGACGGUCCGAAGACUAUGAACUGGCCAGCGUGGAAACCGAGGACAGUGCGAGUGAAAACACAGCCUUUCUUCCCCUGAGUCCCACGGCCAAAUCAGAACGAGAGGCACAAUUUGUCUUAAGAAAUGAAAUACAAAGAGACUCUGUGUUAACCAAGUGACUCGAGAUGUAGGAAUCUGUGCAUUCUCUGCUUUGCUCAACAGGAAAGAGAGGAAAUUAAAUACAAAUUAUUUAUAUGCAUUAAUUUAAGAGCAUCUACUUAGAAAAAAACCAAAUAGUCUGCCGCCCUCAUAUCAUAGUGUUUUUUAACAAAAUAUUUUUUUAAAGGGAAAGAAAAGAAACGUUUCAGGAAGGAUAAAGCUUACCACUAAAGCUUUUGGGGGAGGAUUCUGAAUCCACUUUCAGUUAGCCCCAUCACUGUCCUCUUUGGCUCUUGGAAGAUUUGGCUAAUUCCAACCUCUGGUCCCAUAGUGCCAGUAUCUGUAUGGAAAAGAAACUGGUGUUCACCUAGCUUCAAAGACAUGCGCUAUAUCCCAAGAGAGGAUGUGCCAGUGAGCAGGUAGCCCUGGUCAUUUGGCUCUUGAGUUCCAACCCCUAAAUUUCUAUUCAUCAAUGCUCUUACCACAGUUUAUGUCACGUCAAAGAGUGGAGUGCUUUGUAUUUGAUUUUUAAAGACUGGUGGGAAAACACGAACAGGAAGAAAGAUGGAAAAUAGGAGUAACCUGGUUAAUCUUAGCUACUCUCAUGUGCCAUCUUUCUCUGACAUUUGAAAGCACAGAACCUCAGAGCGAGAUGGGAAACUAUUAUAGGAGAAGAGAUAAAAAAAACAAAAACACAAAUGACAAUGUUGUGCCACUAAAAUUAUGCUAAUAGAAAUGUUUUUUCUUGGAAAGUGUUUAGAAGCUCUGAAAGGGCACCUCUCAGUGUGUGUGUGUGUGUGUGUGUGUGUGUGUGUGUGUGUGUACCUGUGUGCAUAGGUAUGAGCUUGCGAGUGUGUGGACUUGCUCACCCAAGCACAUAUGCUGUAUGCACAUGUGUUCCUUGUACGUAUGGGUGUGCAUGUGUGUGCAUAUUAAAGCUUGCAAAAAUUUGUUCUCAAACAUCAGGGAAUCAAAUAUUCAAAAGAAAUUUUCCCUCUUAAAUCUUUUCACUUUAAAGCUUUCCAUUAAAUAGAAAUUUGGUUAGAGAGUUCUUGAACCAAGGUAACUUGCAUGGUGGGGUCUUACAAAAACUCUUGACGAGGUCUAGACCCUUUUCUGAUGUGAAUACUUUUUAAAAGAACAGUCUUUAGGUUAUUGAUAUCAGUAUCACAAAGCAAAUUAAUGGAAGAUGUGUUUAUUUUGAAUCUUUUACUUAAAUUACUGACACAAGCCAAUUAUCAAAUUAACAGGUGACCAUUUUAAUUUCUUAUCAUCCUCAUUGCUACUUUACAGUAAGUUUGCUCUAUGUAGACAGAGGCUCUAGCUUCUCUGUUUAACAUGGAAGGAAUAAAUUGUUGAAAAUCACAAAUCCCAGACUAUUCAGUUCACAAGCAAUGCCCCCCAAACAAUAAAUUGUGUUGUAUGUUCAUUUGGAAUAAAGCAAUAUUUUUACCACUGCUAAGGUGAACUGAAAACCUCCUGAAGAUGUGUCUGUUUUUAUUUUCCCUUAUUUUUAUGGGGCAUUCAAGGAAACUAGUGUUCCCAUAUCCAGUCUUUAUCUGAUUAUUGGUGGUGUUGUUAUGUUUACACUGUUUAAAUAAAAAGGCACAGUAUUUGAAAGUACAUAAAAGAUUGCUUUUACUGUAGUUUCGGGACAGCUUGGUUAAAAUUUCAAAGAUUUGGUUUUCAGCAGAGAAAAUAUACAGUUCUUGCUUGAGGUAAGUUAUUUCUGUUAAACACAUUGCAACUUGUUAUCUGCGAGCUUUCAUUGAUAACAGAUAAAAUCAUCUAGGGAAAAGGGAGAGCAUUAAAAACCUAAUCAAAGCUACUUAACAGGAAUCUGGGGUCUCAUGUUGAAAACACAUUGAUGGAACCCUCCAUUUUAUCUCAUAAAAGUUUUGUGUCAUCAUUAGUUGUCAUCAUAGUUUUGAAUAAAUCAGGAACAUUGUUAAUGUUUUCAAAAAUUGGAGAUUUUUAAUGUUUUCUCGCUCAACUUAGUUUUCAUUUGAACAUGGUUUCUACUUAAGAACAUCAUAGAAGGCAUUUGAAGGUCUGUAAAAUCCUGAAAGUUGAGCAACCACUGAAACAUUAUGUUGUUUUUCACAAACAACUGUGAGACCAUGCUGGUCUAUUGAGGUCAACCUUGUUUAUAUUUUUUUAUUUAUUUGUUUUAUUUUUCUUAAAAUGUUACCUAUUUUUUUAUCUAAAGUAUCCAUUUAUCUACCUAGGAGGGCUGGUAUUCUCAGCAACAGACUUUUUUUUAUAUAUCCUUUAUACCAAAAAUGUACGAACGAUGAACCAAGUCUCGAUACAACAUCUUAUUUAAGUAACAGAAAGAUUCUAUACCAUAUGAUUAGGUAGCAAACCUUUUCCCCAUAUCCUGAAGAUAAUGAGUAUCAGGCAUAUCCACCAGCUAUGUUACAGAAAGUUUACAGAUGUUGCUACUUUUUGAACACUCAAGACAAAAUGCUCCAUAGAAACAGUUAUUUGCAGUAGUUUCUGUGGUCUGUGUCUCCUCUUGGACUCCUGCAAAGUGUCUAAGCUCAAACGCACAUCUUAGGUCACCAAUUGGCAAUUGCCCAUUGUCAGGAACAUUGAAGCUUCCACAUUAAUCUAGCCUGUUAUAUACCUGGAGCCAUCAUUGCGUUGUUCUUUGAGCUCAUCUGCUUACGAAGACUUGACAAUUUAUACGCCCUGCCUUUGAAUUUACUUUAUUUCUCUUGUCUCUAUUAUGGGAACAGAUAUUUGGAUAUUUGUAAUUAAAUAAGAUACAUAUUCAUCGCUAACUGGAGACAGAUUAUCACUCAUUAUUUUUUUAUUUAAGUCAUUUCCUAUUCUUUUUAAUAUAAAACACUUUUAAAUUGAUGAUAGCUAUUGUGGAAUGCUGCAGUUCAAAAUAUGACCAAUGUUAUAUUACUAGGGUAGAGAAUAGAAAUGAUGUAGGCAAGUUAGUGUCUGAAUUUUUCUCCUUCCUGUGUAUAUUAAACACUCUUUCAGACUCUACCCCAGUAUCUACCUAGCUAUAAAUUUAAGGUCAGUUCAUCACACACACACACAAUGAUUCACAUCAGUUUUAAGUAUCAAUAUAAGAGACAUAGAACAGUGCUGCUCUCAGGACUUCACAAACUAGCCAGAUAACACACAGACCAAAAACAGUAGAGGGCCAUACAGACUUAAGAAUACCCCCUCAGUUGUGAGAUGAAUAAGAACUAUCAUUUUAGAAGGGCCCUGGUGCCCAAUGCUGAGGCUGCUGGUAACCAGGUCUCCACCAGAAUACAUCCAACACUUGCAGCCAUCAACAAACCCCUAUCUUGCCAUAUGGUGCUAUAGGAAAUAACGAGUCCUAACAAGUGUGUGAGGGUGUGGGGCGAUUCCAGUCCUGUGAACCUGAGAUCAAGUGCUAAGACACUUUUCUCAAUUGAGUACAUAGUAUACCUAGGAACACAGCAGGUGGGGAGGGAUUUUUAUUUGAUCUUUUGGUAUCUGGGAAACAUUUUAUAUAUAUAUAUAAAGAAUACUUUUUAUUAUUAUUCAAUUGUAUAGAACCACUACAGUGUUUUCAAUGAAUAGCAUGUCAAUGCUGUUUGUAUCUUGUCUUCAGAAAUUUAGUCCUCAUUCCAAGGAAGACCAGUCCAAGGUUUCUAGGCUGGUUCUCAAUUUUGUAAACACUCAAUAUGCCCUGGGAAAUGAAACUUUCAAAUGAGCUUUAUCUCUUCCUUUUUUCAUUCUUUCCCUUUGAAAGAAAUACUGAGGGUGAAGGAAGAUAUUCCCUCCCUCAUGUGUUUCCUACUGUGAAUACACCCUCAAUAUAGAUAUGAAUACUAAAUUGCUGUGAUUAUUUGGGUAUUCUCAUGUUUGCUUCAUUUGACAAAUACCAAGUGAUUAGCUCAUGAAAUUCCAUGAAACAUAGUGGCCAGCCAAAUAUCAACAUUUGUUUCAGACAGACAUUUUCAGUUUUUUCUCUUUCUUAGCCAAACAGAAAUAUCCUUGGAUUAGAAAAUAAAAAGCAAAAAAAAAAUCACUAAAAUAUAUUAGAUUCUCUCCUAAAAUGGCAAUUAAAUAAUGGCUGUAAAUCUUACUUUAUCAAAAGUGUAUAUUUAUCACAAAAGCAGGCUUUUUUUUUAAAUUAAGUAUACUUCUAACAAUGUUUUUGACCUAUGUGAAAACUAAACUCUAUUAAGGGCAGAGUGUGUAGAUAUGACAAGGAGGUCUAUUAAUAAUGUCAGAAACCUCAGUGAAAUCAGUAACAAAGUUAUCACAUGGACUUGGUAAAACAGAGAGCAAGCUUCUUAUCCUUUGAUGAUUGUCUGUCGUGAAUACCUGUACUGAUUGCAUGUGUAUUGUUGCCAAGGCGAGGGCCGUGUGAAAAGAAGCAAUCUUGUACUGUUGGAAAUAAGUUAGACGUGCAUCUCUGUGAAAGCUUUUAACUUACAUCUGUAAGAGCAGUCUCUUGACCUCAUCGCUAUAUAACGGAUAUGGUCUACUUUAUCUUUGAUUUCUUUCCUUUCUAGUCAACCACCUUGUAUGUAGUCAUUCUAAUCGCGAUUUUGACUGGUCAGCUUACAUGUUCAUUCAACACUGUUCUGUAAGUACUCCGUGCCCAUAAAUCUAUCUCAUAAAGUCUUGUAAGAGUUGAAACCUAUGGAACAUUUGUAACAACAUGUGCUAUCGAGUAAAAGGAGUUUUUGCUAUGGGUAAAUUUAAGGUAACUUUACUGAGGUCAGGUGAUGGAUGAAGACGGGAUAAUCGAGAAGUAGCUGACUCUACAGCUUGAAAUUGAAAGGUCACUCUUUGCUUUAUAUUUGUGCUAAAGAGAAUCUGAGAGUUUAUCAAAAGCCCAGUCCACAGCAGGCAUCAGAACUUGACUAUGCCCUUUAACUAUAGAAGCAGUAGUGAGACUCAUUUGGUCCAAAACUUGAACGAUAUAUAGAUAUACAGACAGGUGCUCUCAAACAAUUGCAUCUCAGGUUUUUUGUUUAUUUUUCUUGAGAAAGGUCCCUGCCACGUUGCUCAGGCUAUCAGUGAGCACACAAUCUUCCUCCCUCAGUUUACUGAAUUUGGUUAUAGAUGUUUGCUAUUAACCCUGGUUCAACUCAAACCUUUUAACAUAAAUCCUACAAAGUUGACUACAUUCUCAUUUGAAACUUAGCCAUUAAAGUUCAAAAUAAUUCUAACUUUGAGGGCACCAAAAAAGCAGUGUGUACUUAUUGACUUUUGUUGAUAAUUGCUGUUUUGACGAAUCAAUACCAAUAUGCUUCUUCAGUACCAUCCAUACAAGCACUGAUUCCUCUAUUCAUAAUUUGUUUUGGUCAAGAUCCCAUAAAGUCUGAAUUUUUUUAGUAUUCAAUAAAACAAUGUGAAAUG